GGAAGGCAGCCAUGCCCCAUUGGCCUUUCCCUCCUAAAUUAUCCAUUUUUUUCUGUGGCCAAUGGAUAAUCAUAGACUCGUACUCAGUUUCUUCCUCUCAACUCUUUCCAUACUCUCCUUUCCUCCAUGGCCACCGCCACUGCUCCUUCCCACCUCACUUCCUCCUUCCCUCGGAAUUACUCUUUUAACCCUCCACGCAUCGUCCCCAUUUCCCUCCGUUACCACCCAUUUCACCAUUCUGCCACGAAAUGUCAGUUUGUCUCUCUCAAAGCUCGCUCUCCUAAGAUUUCUUGCAAGGCUGCAGAAGUAUCAGUGAGUGAGCAAUCUCCCUCUUCCGGGGAGAAUUGGGUUCCUGUGGUUCCGUUGGCGGCUUUGCCUAGAGGAGAAAGGCGGGUGAUUAUUCAAGAUGGGGAGACAAUUUUGUUGCUUUGGUAUAAGGAUCAGGUUUUCGCUAUAGAGAAUAGGUCACCUGCUGAAGGAGCUUAUAGUGAAGGCCUUCUCAAUGCCAAGCUCACCCAGGAUGGCUGUAUAGUUUGUCCUACAACUGAUAGCACCUUUGAUCUCCGGAAUGGAGCUAUCAAAGAUUGGUAUCCAAAGAAUCCCGUGCUCAGAGCUCUAACACCUCCGUUGAGGGCACUCUAUGUUUAUCCUAUUAAAACCGAUGAAGAGAAUAUUUACAUCAGUAUGAGAGGAGGUGUAAAAUCUGAUGCAUCUGCAGAAAUAGUCUUUAGUGGAAAAGCUCAACCUGGUAUGACUGCAAGUGAUGUCAACGUCGAUGAGGUGAGAAUGGUAGUCGAUGAAAAUCAAGAGGGAUUUGGCUUUACCGGGAAGAAUGAAUUGAUUAAUGGAAAGGCUGCUGUAAUUGGCUUCUUGUUGUUAUUAGAUUUUGAGCUCUUGACAGGUAAAGGACUUCUCAAAGGAAUAGGCUUCUUGGACUUUCUAUAUGGUAUAACCAAUGCUUUCCAGUAGAUGCGACAUUUCUUCUUUCAAGGGGUGAGAAGAAUCUCAGUUCCAUAGGAGGUCAUUUUUCUGUUUAGUUACAACACAAUGGUGUAUAAUCUCCAUUUCUUUUCAUAAUUGAUCUGCUAUUGUAUAUUGUUCACAAAUAACGAACAAAGCUGUUUCAUGUUUACUUCUACAUUCCCUUAUAUCUAAAUUCAUCUGUACAAUAAAUAUCAAGUGUUCAAAUA
Messenger RNA from Ricinus communis (castor bean), 1190 nucleotides. RefSeq lists its product as uncharacterized. The record is from RefSeq and is a predicted model, not a curated record. Gene Ontology annotation, molecular function: nitrite reductase [NAD(P)H] activity; 2 iron, 2 sulfur cluster binding. The transcript has 3 exons. The coding region runs from base 127 to 969 and encodes 280 amino acids. NCBI's taxonomy places the organism in Eukaryota, Viridiplantae, Streptophyta, Magnoliopsida, Malpighiales, Euphorbiaceae.